AAUUUCCCCCUCCUUUUCUGUCUUUCCUUCGACUCGCGCUCUAAAUCCGCCGCCCCGAGGUUCCAAACCCUAGCUUCUUCCCAUCGUCCACGAACCCUAGAUCCCAAACCACCGCCCGUCAUCCCCUGAUCGCCGUACCUGACCCUUCUCUUUGCAGUCGAUUCUACCCCGACGAUUCUACCCCGAUCCGCUCGUUUCUCUUUUCCUCCGUCCCCGAGAUCACGAGGCAAGAUGGUGGAGGCGAAGGACAACGAGGUGUACGAGGAGGAUCUCGUCGACUACGAGGAGGUGGAGAAUGUCGCCGACGGCGCCACAACCAACGGCUCCGCCGAUGUCGUCAAGAAGGGGUACGUGGGGAUCCGCAGCUCGGGGUUCAGAGACUUCCUGCUCAAACCGGAGCUUCUCCGUGCCAUCCAGGACUGCGGAUUUGAGCAUCCUUCCGAAGUGCAACAUGAAUGCAUCCCUCAAGCCAUUCUUGGAAUAGAUGUUAUCUGUCAAGCAAAGUCAGGGAUGGGUAAGACUGCGGUUUUUGUCCUAUCAACUCUUCAGCAGAUUGAUCCUGUUGCUGGCCAAGUAGCUGCACUUGUGUUGUGCCACACAAGAGAGUUAGCUUACCAGAUUUGCCAUGAAUUUGAGAGAUUUAGCAAAUACCUGCCUGAAUUAAGAGUCGCUGUCUUCUAUGGUGGUGUUCACAUAAAAAAUCAUAAGGAUCUGUUGAAGAAUGAAUGCCCCCAUAUUGUGGUUGGCACGCCUGGAAUGAUACUUGCUCUAGCUAGAGAUAAGGACCUUCCCUUGAAGAACGUGUGGCAUUUCAUUCUCGACGAAUGUGAUAAGAUGCUUGAAUCACUUGACAUGCGUAGAGAUGUCCAGGAGAUCUUCAAAAUGACUCCUCAUGAUAAGCAAGUGAUGAUGUUUUCAGCAAUCCUCAGCAAGGAAAUUCGCCCAGUUUGCAAGAAGUUCCAUGCAAGAUGUAAUCCUAUGGAAAUUUAUGUUGAUGAUGAGGCUAAACUGACCCUUCAUGGUCUAGUUCAGCACUACAUCAAAUUGAGUGAGGCAGAGAAGAAUUGGAAGUUGAAUGAUCUCUUAGAUGUGCUCGACUUAAACCAAGUUGUUGUGAUAUUUGUCAAAAGUGUUAGUAGAGCUGCAGAGCUGAACAAGUUGCUCGGUGAAUGCAAUUUCCCCUCAAUCUGCAUACAUUCUGGAAUGAUGCAGGAAGAGAGGUUGACCCGAUACAAGAACUUCAAGGAAGGACACAAGGGGAUUCUUGUGGCUACCGAUUUGGUCGGUAGGGGAAUUGAUAUUAAACGUGUCAACAUUGUUGUAAACUAUGAUAUGCCAGAUUCUGCUGAUACCUACUUGCAUAGGUUAAUUGUUGCACACCUCUUGCAAGGCUGGGCUGGUUUUACCAUUUUGUCAUCUCUUUUUGAUGCAUUUGCAGCCUCCCUGCAUAUUUGCGGGGGUAAGGCUGGCUUCUGUUACCCCUUCCCCAGAACCCCACUCAAGUGGGAGCCGCCUGGCACUGGGUCUGCCUUUUUUUUUUUGAUGCAUUUGCCAUUGCAGGUUGGUCGGGCUGGACGUUUUGGCACCAAGGGACUUGCAAUAACAUUUGUUUCUUCUGCAUCCGAUUCCGAUGUUCUCAGUCAGGUGCAAGAAAGGUUCGAGGUUGACAUAAAGGCGCUGCCUGAUCAGAUUGACACUUCAAUAUACAUGCCAUCUUGAGGAUUCAAGUGAAGGAUAGUUUGCUUCAACGCAUCAUCUUGGGAUGACUACUAGAUAACCUUGUAUCUCCUGAAGAUGUUACAUCUGUACUUAUUUUCAGCAGUAUAGGUCCAAAGACCAUGAAACUAUUGGUGCUCAUGUUUUUAGGAUUUUAUUUGCAUGUCACAUUUUCUAUGUUAUUGGCAAACAUUUUGAUUGUUCGCUGCA
Molecule: messenger RNA, 1926 nt
Organism: Panicum virgatum (switchgrass)
Lineage: Eukaryota; Viridiplantae; Streptophyta; Magnoliopsida; Poales; Poaceae
Product: DEAD-box ATP-dependent RNA helicase 15-like
Exons: 11
Coding region: 232-1719 (495 amino acids)
Molecular function (GO): RNA binding; ATP binding; RNA helicase activity
Source: RefSeq, a predicted model, not a curated record